CCAGUGGUUCUGCAGAGAAGAGCGCAUUUUCUGUGUGGAAAAGAGACAGAUAGGCUCUCGUUGCAUUGAAGCUGAAGCUAAAUAUCAUGUCAUCCAAGUGUCCAAAAUGCGAGAAAACUGUCUAUUUCGCCGAGAAGGUCACUUCCCUGGGAAAAGACUGGCACAAGUUCUGUCUGAAGUGUGAGCGCUGUAACAAGACUCUGACUGCAGGGGGCCACGCUGAGCAUGAUGGAAAACCAUUCUGCCACAAGCCGUGCUACGCUGCUCUUUUUGGGCCAAAAGGUGUUAACAUUGGUGGUGCAGGGGCAUACGUCUAUGAUAACCCCCCCGUGAACUCCCAGCAAACGAGCGCCGCAGUCGAGUCGGCCCCCAAAACAGAGGAGAGAAAGACCUCCGGACCCCCCCGGGGACCUGUCAAAGCUGCAAGUAUUACCAGUUUUUCAGGAGAGCCCAAUAUGUGCCCCAGGUGUAACAAGAAGGUUUAUUUUGCGGAGAAGGUGACGUCUCUGGGGAAGGACUGGCAUCGCCCGUGUCUACGUUGUGAGCGAUGCAGCAAGACCCUGGCUCCGGGGAGCCACGCAGAGCAUGAUGGGCAACCCUACUGCCACAAGCCCUGCUAUGCAACCCUGUUUGGACCAAAAGGUGUGAACACUGGUGGGGUGGGCAGCUACAUCUAUGAGAAGGACCCAAGCACUGAAGCCCAGCCCUGAGCAGCCCUGAGAAACGUGCAGCUCUAUAGCUCUUCCUGCUGUCCCACUACCUGGGGAAAAAACGUCCACAAACAGGGGUAGCUCUGCAGUCACCUGGACCAAAACAAUUCACGGGAAUCUGAAGAUUUCCAUUGGCUAAUAAAUUAUUCACUGGACCACACACUAUAAAUAUAUUCACUCCACCAAGGCCUCUUAUUAACCCUUUCAACACUGCAGACCUGUAUACAGGGCUUGGAAAGUAACUGCUAUACUGCUUUAGUAUAGGAACACCACUUUAAACACCAGACCAGUAUUAUUUGGCCAUACUUGUUCAUAAACCACUUUUUUUCAGUAUAAGACACUGAAAUUGGUUAAUAACCUAUUCUAGUGUUACCUUUCUGUAAAGUUUUUGAAAUAAUUAAAAGUAUAGUGCUGGAAGAAUUACAGAAGAAAUAUUAUCACUGGACCAUUGCAGCAUGAGACAAGGCCUCUCUGUGGUAAAAAAAAAAAGGGGGCUGCCUUUUCUUAAAAAAAAAUAAAUAAAAAAUUCCAAGCUAACCUUUCAAGCACGUCUACUGUGACAACCUGCUAUAAAAAAUGAAACCAAAUUUAUAUUGUUGGCCUUUUAUGUGGAUUCCAAAUCUUGAUCUGAUUUUGAGGAAUACCACACACUUGCCAAGUUAUCUGAAGAACAUUAUUUACAAGUGCAUGUCUGGAGUAUUUUAAUUUGUCUUAACAUUGGAAAAUGCAAUUUAUUGAAUACACAUUUUUUUUCAAUUUGGGUCUUGUAAAGUUCAUUUGAGGUAGUUGGGCACAUCUUUAAAGUGGACAAUGGACAUACACUUAUUUGUAAUUUAAUACAAAUUACCAUCACAUCACUAUGACCAGCAAAGUAUUUGGUUAUUAGGAAACAUCCUAAAUAACACAAGAGCAUGACCACCUCUAUACAGCAGAGGGCACUAGGUACUUCUGCUUGACCAAAACAUUUAUUGCCCAACUAUUUAUUUGUCUAACUGGUGAUUGAAGAACUACUCCUGUUGUUCUAUCUUUUUUAUUUUAAGUAAUAGUGCUAGUAGUAGAUAUUAGGCUACAAACUGCAAACUGACCUGUUGUCUUUUUGAACCCUAAUUAAAAAACAGUUCUUAUGC
This is a messenger RNA of Polyodon spathula (Mississippi paddlefish), 1837 nucleotides long. Its product is annotated as cysteine-rich protein 2-like. The coding region runs from base 87 to 710 and encodes 207 amino acids. NCBI's taxonomy places the organism in Eukaryota, Metazoa, Chordata, Actinopteri, Acipenseriformes, Polyodontidae. The transcript has 8 exons. The record is from RefSeq and is a predicted model, not a curated record.